Messenger RNA from Pyricularia pennisetigena, 897 nucleotides. RefSeq lists its product as uncharacterized. The coding region runs from base 1 to 897 and encodes 298 amino acids. Gene Ontology annotation, molecular function: fatty acid synthase activity. NCBI's taxonomy places the organism in Eukaryota, Fungi, Ascomycota, Sordariomycetes, Magnaporthales, Pyriculariaceae. Gene Ontology annotation, biological process: fatty acid biosynthetic process; secondary metabolite biosynthetic process. The transcript is spliced from 4 exons. The record is from RefSeq and is a predicted model, not a curated record.
AUGAGGGGUCGCCAGCUGGCCCUCGUCCGUGGUCUCGGCGGCCAGCUUCUUGCGCACGUCGCGCGAGCCGUCUCGCGCGGCACCAGAGCCCUGCGAUCGAGCAGGCGUUGCUGCUGCCCUGCUGCGCGAAGCGCGGUGAUAGGGCGCUCCUCUGGCGAGAUAGUCGCCGCGCACGCAGCCGGCGCCGUGUCGCACAGGGAUGCGAUCAGGGAUGCCUACCAUAGAGGCCUCUUGUCGUCGCAGGUGGUCUCCAAACUGAAUGGCCGUCUCGGUUCGAUGCUCGCAGCUGGUCCGGCCGAAACGGAAACCAGCGCGUUUUUCGCCGAGCACGACCCGGAGGAAAAAAUUACGAUCGUUUGUACAAACAGACCCCGGAGCGUUACGUUGCUUGGCGAGGCGUUUGCCGUGUCGAGGAUCGAACGGGCUCUGCGCGAAACUGGACAUUUUGCGCGCGGCCUCCGAACCGGAAGUAUCGCGUACCAAUUUCCAUACAUGGACGCAAUUGGCAGGGACUUUGUCCAAGCUAUUGGUUCAUUCGACUCGACCAGUCCAAAUUCCUUAAACGUCCCCAUAUACUCCUCGGUGAGCGAGGGUCCUAUUCCGGAUGCAGCAGUUCUAUCUUCGGCAAACUACUGGUAUUUAAACAUGAAGUCGCCGUCUAAGGGACAAGCUGCCCGGCAGGCGGCGGACGAGUUCCAGCGCACUGCCGAGAUGGCGUGGAGGCAGGAUAUCGAUCGAUUAUUUCCUCAAUGGAAGCACCACUUUGGCGCCGGCACGGACUCGGCAGACCGCAACUACGCGAACCUGGUGGGCCUUUUUGCUCACAAGCGAACAGACAUACACGCCCUUUUUCGUAGGGGCGUCGUCGCUUCUGCGCGCGUCGUUAGAACAAGGUAA